Molecule: messenger RNA, 1319 nt
Organism: Rhincodon typus (whale shark)
Lineage: Eukaryota; Metazoa; Chordata; Chondrichthyes; Orectolobiformes; Rhincodontidae
Product: conserved oligomeric Golgi complex subunit 2-like
Exons: 6
Biological process (GO): intra-Golgi vesicle-mediated transport; protein transport; Golgi organization
Cellular component (GO): membrane; COG complex
Source: RefSeq, a predicted model, not a curated record
UUGAAAAUUGCAUCAUCAAACAAAGACCUUGAUCAGGAUGGGAUCAAAGCUUCAGCUGCUAGCAACAACAAUAUAGUGAACUCUCUAAAUGAAAGUAACGAAGACCAGGGAAAUGGGCUGACUUCAGAUGUUAAAGUUGUGCCAUCUCUUUCUGUUAACCAACUUGCAUACCUCGUUUCAGAUCUGGAUAAAAUUCAGGAACAGCUUCCAGGCCUCUUGGAGAUAAUUAAACCAAGGCUGGUGAACAUCGGGUUUGCAAAUUUCUCCCUCAUUUCAGAAGCACUUGCAGAUUCUCAGACUUCAGUGGAAAGCAAGCUGCCUGCAUUAGGUGGUAGAAUUGUUGAGGAACUGAGUGAAGCCUGUUUCAGUUAUCUUAAAAAUGCUUCUGAAGUGCCCAGGCUGUAUCGAAGGACGAACAAGGAGGUCCCUAUCAAGGCUUCCUUAUAUGUUGAAAAUGCUUUGAAACCCCUGCACCAGCUGCAAUCCGAGUAUAAAGCAGUUGUGAAAGAAAACAGGAUAGAGGAGUGGUUGUCAGGUGCUCUCAGAAUUUGCAGUGAAAGGUAUUAUGAAACAGUUUCUGAUGUCCUUAGCUCUGUUAAAAAGAUGGAGGAGAGUCUGAAGCGACUGAAACAAGCACGGAAAUCUGCAGCUGCAAGCAGCAUGGGAACAAAUAGCGGCAUUAGUGAUGAUAACAAAAUCAGGCUGCAGCUCGCUUUGGAUGUUGAAUACCUAUGGGAUCAAGUCCAGAAACUGGGUUUGCAGAUGUCAACUUUCACACAGUUUGCAGCUUUGCUAGAAUUAGCUCAAUCAGCCAAAGCAAUAGCCACAGUCGAUCCAGUCUGAGACAUCACUGGAACCAGGUUUCAAUGGGUGUCUACAAUCACCUGCAUUAUACAACCAACACAACAGUAUCACAGUUAAACACUAUCAGGAGCUUGCCAGAGUUAACUCCAUCAGAACCUAUACCUUCAAUUAAUCCUACCCUAUUUUGCUCAAUUUCUAGUUUUCAUAAAGAAGUAUAAAAAUGUGAUCACAGUUUAUAAAUCAUUGAAGAAUACUGCAGAAUAUGGUUCAAUGAUGAUGGAUCUGUACUUGUACGUUACUGAGUGCAGAGCUGGACAAUGUGUUGUGGAUUUCAGUGCCUGCAUCAGAUAAGUGCAGUUUUAUUUUCACAUUCCUUGGAGAAGCUUGGAAUCAAAACUACAAACUGAAAGGAACUACAGGUUACUUCUGUUUUGAGCUUGUAAAGUAAAUUGUUAUUAUAAUUCCAGCUGUCAAUGAUUUGUUCGCCUAUUUAAAUAAAUCCAAUAAGGAAUUCA